UAUUAUGAGAAGUCAAAAGAGUUUGAUGCAUGAGAAAUUGGAAGACGGUGAUUCUGAAUCCUCCAAAAGAGAGGAUUUGGGUGAUGGAUUGUGGAGCAAAACGGUUAAGGAUCGGAAGGCUUCGCAGCAAAUGGCUCGGUACUUUGACUAUGAGGUUGAACCGAAUUUAGAAUUCAUUUCCCAAGGACAGCUGAUGGCUUUGGAACCUGCAAAAUAUGGGAAGCUGAAUCCAAAAGGUAAACUCAGAACAGGUGGGUCAAAAUUUCCUACUGCAAAAGAGUUCGGGAGCAGCGUUUACCCUGAUUUGGAUAUGAAUUCUGAGCCAUAUGAUUUUCUGGGAACUCUUCCUCGACAGAAAUAUAAGUCGGGCGCAGUAUACAGGCGAAGGGAUUGGAUGAGGUUGGAUGAUGAAGCUGAAGACCCGAUGUUCGGAACAGGUAUUCAACGAGACCGAAAUGCUGUGCGUGACGGCAUCAUGGGAAAAUCCGGUUCAUUGAGAGCAGGGAAAAAAUAUGACCGUUUAAGAGCUGAAGAAUUAGCUAGUGAUAGUUCCUUGGCUUUGCCUUUUUCUUCAAAGCAGGAGUUUCAGGCCUAUGGUAGGAACAGGAACAGGAAUAUGAGUCAAUUGUUGGAGGAAAAAGUGUAUAGUUCAAACCCGCCUAACACGAGAACAACCGGUGAUUUUGCCAAGAAGGCCAAGUAUUCAGAAAACCAUCUGCAAUUUGCAGUCGGGAAACAGAAAAAAUCUUUGAAAGGCUGGAAUCCACCAUUUCCAUUGAAAGGGAGUCGAGUCGACUUAUCUCAAGGCAUUGAAAUGUUUUGUCAGAAUAAAAACCGAGGAGAAGACUUCUCUAUGGAUUCUUUACCCAGAUCUGGUGAUCAGAAUAUUAGGAGCAAGAAAUGGAAAACAGGGCGAGAGUCUCCUGAUAUCGGUUUUAGAUCUCAUAAAGUUCUUCACCAAUGAUGAAUGACCGAUUCUUGCAGUCUGACAGUAGAAGGAAACCAUCACGGGAAAAGAUUAGAGGGAACUAUGUACAAGAUGGAGGAACGUUUAUGGAUCUUCCAAAAGGUAGUAGAGCAUUUUUUCGAAAUGAAGAAACAGAAUCCGACUCAUCUGAACAAUUUGACGAGGAUGAGGAUAGCAAUCCUCUAACGGGAAGCAAAUUGGCUUACCCCAGUGGCAUCAUAAAAGAUUUUCGGUUGUCUUCAUUGAAGUCUGGGCUAGAUUCUAAAAAGACAAGAUCCUUGGUGAAAAAUUCUAUAGAGGAUGGAUGGACUGUUGAUGGAAUCACUCGCUUCUCCAAGAAGAGCUCCCGGGAAAAUGUGCAUGUUCCAGUUGAAAGCUAUAAUUUGAAAGGAAAGCAGAAGGGCAAGAUGCAUGAAAACAGUCCCUUACAUUACUCUUCCUCUAAUGUUUUGGACGAGGUUGAUAGGAAACAGGUUUACGACUUGGGCAAAGAUGACAGAUUAAAGAUGUCCUUGUCAAGAGUCUACCCUACUGAGAAAAGGCAGAAAGGUGAACUUGCCUAUGAUCAGUCUAUGUCUCAGUCAAAGCAUCUGCAUGAUUAUCUUGUUGAUGAGGAUGCUUCACCUGUGACAGGACCAUUAAAAGAUGAAAAAAUCUUCGGUAGAACUGGUAAGAAAGGAAAGAAGAGGACGGGGAAGGAGUAUGUGGCACAUGUUGAUGGAAGGGGUGCAGAUGGUAACCUGCAGUCUAAACUUCAGCAGCAAACUGAUGAUUCCCUUUUCUUAAAGAAGGGAAAACGGAAACUAGAGGUGUAUACUGGUACUCUUGAUAUCGAAACUUCUGAAGCUCAUGGUGCAGGAGUAGGAGCCUUAGAUGUGGAGAAGGAAGCCAAGCCACAAAAAAAGCCAUUUACGUUGAUUACCCCCACAGUUCAUACCAGUUUCUCGUUCUCAAUUGUGCAUCUUCUUUCUGCAGUUCGCUUGGCAAUGAUUAGUCCACUUCCAGAAGUUUCCUUGGAGGUUAGCAAACCUAGAGAGGAGCAGAAUGGACAGCAGGAAGGUGGUGUGAAUGGGAUUCUUUCUCGUGAAAAUGCAGUUAGCAAUAAUUUGGACCAUCCGGUGCAAGCAAGUGUGCCUUCUCUAACAGUUCAUGAGAUUGUUAGUCGUGUGACAGUGAAUCCUGGAGAUCCAUGUAUCCUUGAGACGCAAGAACCGCUUCAAGAUUUAGUUCGGGGCGUUCUGAAAAUUUUCUCAUCAAAAACAGCACCUUUGGGAGUAAAAGGUUGGAAGGCACUUGUUGCCUAUGAAAAGUCCACAAAAAGUUGGUCUUGGGUUGGUCCUGUUGUGCAUAGCUCAAAUGAUCAUGAGACUAUUGAGGAGGUGACAUCACCUGAAGCCUGGGGUCUUCCCCACAAAAUGCUUGUCAAGUUGGUUGAUUCAUUUGCAAAUUGGCUAAAAAAUGGUCAGGAGACUCUCCGACAAAUAGGGAGUCUUCCUGCACCACCACUUGAAUUGAUGCAAGACAAUUUAGAUGAUAAAGAAAGGUUUAGAGAUCUAAAAGCUCAGAAGAGCCUUAGCACCAUUAGCCCGAGUUCUGAAGAAGUGAGAGCUUAUUUCCGAAGGGAGGAGCUUCUUAGGUAUUCUAUUCCUGACAGAGCCUUCUCUUACACAGCUGUUGAUGGCAAAAAAUCAAUCGUUGCUCCCUUGCGAAGGUGUGGAGGUAAGCCAACUUCAAAGGCUCGAGAUCACUUUAUGCUGAAACGUGACCGUCCACCACAUGUUACGAUUCUUUGUAUUGUGAGAGAUGCGGCUGCCAGAUUGCCUGGAAGUAUCGGCACUCGUGCGGAUGUUUGUACUUUGAUAAGAGACUCUCAAUACAUUGUUGAAGAUGUCUCUGAUGCACAAGUUAAUCAGGUUGUUAGUGGGGCCUUAGACCGUUUGCAUUAUGAACGUGAUCCUUGUGUACAAUUCGAUGGAGAGAGGAAAUUGUGGGUUUAUUUACAUAGAGAAAGAGAAGAAGAAGAUUUCGAGGAUGAUGGUACUUCAUCUACGAAGAAAUGGAAGAGGCAGAAAAAAGAUACCAUGGAACAAACUGAUGAAGGAGCUGUAACCGUGGCUUUCCAUACAACCGGGGAUCAGUCAGGCUUAGAAUUGGGCUCUGAUCUUAUUGCCGAACCUCUGUGCAUUGAUGGUGGUAAAAAGAUGGAGACAGAUUGUGACGAUGGACAAAAUAUGGAGUUUAAUGCUGACAUUGAUCACGGGUCUGAGCUAGGUAACAGUCAACAUGGUCAUCCUGAAAGUUAGUUGGACUCCAGAGUGCAAGCUGAUCAUGAUCAACAUUUCAGGCUGAAGUCCAGAGAGGGUAGAAGGGAUCCCAUUCAACGUUGGAAGGGUAAGAUGAAAGUUGUUUUUUUCCUCAUUUUAAACAUUUUGGAAUUGAACAAAUAAAAACCACAAACUUUCAGUUCAGGUGAUUUGAAAUUCACUUUUCUCCCACUAGUGCUCCUUAUUAAAGCUUUA
Molecule: messenger RNA, 3486 nt
Organism: Hibiscus syriacus
Lineage: Eukaryota; Viridiplantae; Streptophyta; Magnoliopsida; Malvales; Malvaceae
Exons: 2
Coding region: 961-3270 (769 amino acids)
Cellular component (GO): Ino80 complex
Source: RefSeq, a predicted model, not a curated record